This is a messenger RNA of Jaminaea rosea, 4734 nucleotides long. RefSeq names its product RhoGAP-domain-containing protein. The transcript has a single exon. Gene Ontology annotation, cellular component: cytoplasm. The record is from RefSeq and is a predicted model, not a curated record. Bases 235 to 4644 code for a protein of 1469 amino acids. NCBI's taxonomy places the organism in Eukaryota, Fungi, Basidiomycota, Exobasidiomycetes, Microstromatales. Gene Ontology annotation, biological process: signal transduction; regulation of GTPase activity. Gene Ontology annotation, molecular function: phosphatidylinositol binding.
UUUUCGAUCGAUCGAUCGAUUGCCCCUCCUCUGUGAGCUGUCACGACGACGUUGACGACCGACCGCCAGGAUAUCACCCAUCAUCAUCUUUUCGUCUUUGCCUCACUGCGCUACCUCUCGCGACACCACGCCCAACCGAGUUCAUACCCGUCAGCGAUUCCUCGUAGUCACAUCGUCGCAGUAGCACGCUCAAGCUCGCAAGGCUAGUCGGCUCUCGUGCGACGCCAAGACGCCAUGACUAGCGCGGCAGCAGGUGAUUUACCCUCAUCCUCGUCAUCCUCGACAGCGCCGCCUCCGUCGUCAGCCCCUGUCUUGCCCGCACAUCAUCGCCCACGCGUCGACUCGUCCACAGCCUCAUCCUCCAAUGCUCACGACACGGCGUCUUCCACCCAAUCCCAUGCCUCGACGACGUCGGGUCGCCUCCCCUCUGCGACGACGCUAGGAGGAAGCAACCCUGCUACGCCUCGCUCUGCCCUCAGCAGCAGCACGCCUGCCCCGGCUAGCCCCAUGUAUCAGCCUCUGUCCCUCGCCGAUGCCAUUGCCCGCUCACAGGGAGAUAUCACCCGCGCCCUGGACGAGGUGCUGGCCGAGCGAAACAAGCACUGCCUCGAAGCUGCCAAACUGAGCAACGAGAACAUUCGCAUUUGGAAUCUCAUGGGCAAGAUCCGAAAGGAGAACGAAUCACUCAAGGCUAGGCUGAUGGGUGGAGGGACGCCAAGUAGCAGCAGUAGCGUCGAUGGAGGGACGACGCCACAGCGAAGCGUCACUUCGCCCUUGGCACCGGCGACUUCAAGCGCAAAUGCUCAGCUCAUGUCUUCGGCCUCGUCCAGGAACAGACAAACUUCAGCAGACGCCGGCGUAAUGGCCGCCUCGUCUUCACCCGCAGCCGGAUUGGCUUCGCCUAGAAGACGAGACCCUCCGGCUCCUCUUCUGCCAUCCAGUCAGAGCCAUUCGCCUUAUGCUCAAACGUCCUCGAGCUCCUCCGCUGGCGGCUUGCCCUCUUCCGUAUCUGUACCUAAUGACCUCUCAUCGGACUCGUCCGUUCUCGAUCUCACAGAGACGGCCCCGCUGCCGCCCAGCGAAACACCGCUGUCCCCUGGUGCGAGGUCGGUCAUGGCGCAGAGAGCAAAGGCGCUGCAACAACAGCAGCAGGCGGCCAGCGCUCGCCCUGGAGCCUUCAAUGCAGGCGCAGUAAUGGCUCGCAGUCUCUCCUCCGGCAUCGCUCCAGGGUCGCAGCAAGGGGGCGACGGGCGACAACGAGCUGCCAGUGAGGACUACACGGCCGUCGACUCGAGUACGAUAGGCGGGGCAGGCAGCGAUGAGGAUGGCCCUUCCUAUCAGGGCGCAUCGUCGAGCAGUGUUACCCCUACCAAGUCAGCGCUGGGUCUGGUGAACCAUCAGCCGAGAGGAUCAGUAGGAUCAGUAGGAACGGGGGACUCGGACGACUUUGGCUCACCGCAGCGCGCCGUGCGACGCAAGGUCUUCGCCGAUGGCCCAAUGGCAGGCGCAGCUGUGGCAGGAGCCGGAUCUGCGGGAUCCUCCACCCUGCGCCCGCGGCCGUCCCGCCUCGAGCCUCGUGACGCAACAACGGCCCCACGCAGCAAUAACAUCGAUGGCGGCAUGUCCCUGUCUCAAGCUCUGGUUCAGCUCGCAAAUUCCACUCCACCCGGCGGUUCCCCCAACCUCUCUCACCCGCAACCGCGCUUGGAUAAUCGUCUACUGAAGCAAGCAAGCAUCCGUGUAUCGGGUUCCAACCUACGACACGACGACCGCCGUCGCGAGAUCACCACCUUCUUUCUCAGCAUCGACCUCGUGCAACCUGUACCGCUCGAAGCACCUACAAAUUGGCGAAUCGAGAAGUCGAUCAACGACGUGCUGGGCCUCGACGCCAAGCUGCGCCAUCGUGGUGGCAAGGCCGUAGCAAAGAAGAUCAGCUCUGUCCCACUACCAGAGAAAGGCUUGUUCAAAGACCAUGCGCCGAGCAAGGUUGACAUGCGCAAGGCUAUGCUCGAGGCUUGGCUCAGAAACCUCCUCGCCGUUCAGCUGCCAGACAAAGACGAUGUCUGCACUUUCCUCUGUACCGAUGUCGUCUCUGAGCGCCCACGAGCGCGUAACCAAGGCAAGGAUGGUUGGCUCACGAAGAAGGGGCAGAACCUUGGCCGUUGGGUUACGCGCUACUACGCUUUGGACGGCCCGCGGCUGGACUACUUUGAGGCCAAAGACGGAGCACUUCUGGGCAGCAUCCAGAUCAGAGGAGCCCAGAUCGGACGACAGCAGCGCGCGGCGCAGAGUGACAUGGACGAGAAUUCGUACAGGCACGCUUUCCUCAUCUUGGAGAAGAAGAGGGAUGCUCCCGGCGCCAACGGUACGGGGUCAGGGCAGCAGCAGCAGGGUGAACGCAUCGAUGCCGGUGGGCAACCGGUGUCGGGACAGCUCGUGAGGCAUGUACUCUGCGCUGAGAGCGAUGAGCAGAGGGAUGAGUGGGUUGACGCGUUGGUCAGGACCAUUGCUGAGAUUGAGCGGGUCGAGAACGGCGGAGCAGGAGCAGGAUCAGGAGGGGGAGCUGGAUCGAAUGCUGGAGCCAGUCGAGAGGCUGGCGGAGCUAGCAAUAUCGGGACGUGGUCUUCGACUAGCUCAGUCCCAGGUAGCGGAUCCACGAGGCAAGCGUCCGCUUCUGGAGCUGCUGCUGCUGUACCCUCCGGCGGCGCAGCUCCUUCCCUCCCACCAAUGACCAAGGCAGACAAUGCUCCCCCUAGUGGCAUGUCGACCUCUGCUUCAACCUCGCAAGUCGCCACGCUCGCACCACCGGUUACGCAGAAGGUCAAACGCAGCAACAGCUUGUCACGCCGCCUCAAUCGUAGUCGAGAGGGUCCUGCCCCCGCCUCAAGCGCUGCCGAGGAGGGCGUCAUGAGCCCCUCUCCGCCAGCAGCGGCAGUCACGGGCGGCGCAGACGGCGAUCCUGCGGGUCUCUCUUCACCUUCCCUCAAAGGGGUACGCCCGGCUAUUUCGGGGCCGAUGAAUGGCACACCCAUUCCAACAGGCUACAAAUUCGGGGCACGAGAUGAGGAUGCGAGUGGCAGAAGUGGAGGAUCAGCGGCUGGUCAGGCAGUUCAGGCCGGCGCGAGCCAUCAGCAGCAGUCGGCUCAGCAGGCCGUCCAGCAGCCUGACCGCCGUCGCUUCUGGCAUCGCUUCGGCGGAGGCGGUGUAGGUAGCUCAGCGAGCUCAAGUGACGUCGCUGCGCUCAGUAAAGGCUCCACAACCUCGUCCUCGCAAUCUCACGGCAACCAUAUCGGUACGAGCGGCGGUCCCGUAUUCGGCGUCCCUCUCACCGAAGCCAUUGCCGUCUCCAGCGUCGGGUCCGGCCUCACCCUGCCCAGCGUCGUCUUCCGCUGCAUCGAAUACCUCGAAAAGCGCAACGCCAUCCAGGAAGAGGGAAUCUACCGCAUGUCAGGGAGCACGGCCGACGUCAAGGCUUUGCGUGAGCGCUUCAACACGGAGGGUGACGUGGAUCUACUUGCCUCAUCAAGCAGGAAAGGAAAUGAAGGCAAUGGCAGCUCGCCCCGCCAGCCUGACAAUCAGCAGCAUGAACACGACCCGCAUGCUGUCGCUGGCCUUCUCAAGACCUUCCUCCGCGAGUUGCCUACCUCGGUGCUUACUCGCGAGCUCCACCUCGACUUCAUGCGUGUCAACGACGUCCAGGACUGGAAAGACCGGAUACGUCAACUGGGCCAUCUGGUCUCCUGCCUGCCUCUCGCCAACUACUCGCUGCUUCGUACGCUUUGCGCGCAUCUGAUCAAGGUCAUUUCCUACCAGGAAGUGAACAAGAUGACGAUGCGCAAUGUUGGAAUCGUCUUCAGCCCUACGCUUGGCAUCCCUGCGGGAGUCUUCGCGCUCUUCCUCACGAGCUUCGACUAUUGUUUCUACACAGAUGCGGAGACUGGUGAGCCGAGGCCGAGGGAUCCUGAUGAGGAGAGGGAUGGAGAUGGCACGAUGCAGCAACAACAACAGGAAGCAGCAGCAGCGGCACGUCCGCCCACCUCGAGCUCAGCAUCGGCGGCCGGCCAUGAACAGUCUCAGGGUCACGAUGACGCCUCUCCCUCAGCAGCAGCAGCAGCAGCAGGUGCAUCGCAGUCGAGCUCCAACUCGUCCUCCUACGGUUCUGGCUUCCCGCCCGGCACGGUUCCACCUCACCCGUAUCGCGCCUCUUCAAUGGGCUACCGCUCGACACCCAACGCGGCUCAGGCGGCAGCCAUUGCGGCAGAUCGAGCCGCUCAGGCGCAAGGCCAAGGUGGCGGCGCAGCGCAGCGUUGGCAAAGAUCUAAGCGCAACUCUCUCAACUACUCCGAAGAGGACGCCAAGCGUCUGCUCGGCGGCGUGCCGCACGGCGGUCACAGACUGAGACGGGCUCACCCUGAGGAGGAGGGCAGCUACGAUGCUGACGAGGACUUCAUGGGCGGGCCGGGAACAGGGGGAACAUUGAGCGUGAAUGGAGGAAGCGGCUCUGUGAACUCUUCGAGACGUCCGAGCCCUGCAGGGCUGCAGGGUCAUGGCGGCGAGGGAGGUGGAGGAGCGGCGCCCGCAUCGUCGUCGACGACGGCGACAGCAGCUUCCCCGGGGCGGUUGACACAGGUUGGGGCUUCGUGAUCGCUUCAGUGUAGCUCGUAGCUGAUUCAGGAUGCGCUUUGAUCAUAUCGUGCUGUCACUUUGCAAAUUACGAGAUGAUGCCUACCCAAC